UUUCCAAUGAGAAUAAGCCGCAACAGCGAAAUAUCCAUGAUGGCUCCACUUCCGGUGUUUUCCUAAUAUUUGAAAAUUGUUUGUAUUCGUGAUGAUUAUGCCUCCUACAGCAGUGAAACGACCUUUUAACCAAACUCAAUCGAGUGAUAUUGUAUCUGAGCCUAUCCAAGGCACUGCCAUUGUUGUAAUUCACCCAGGUUCUCAAUACCUCAGAAUAGGACGUGCAUCUGACACAUUCCCUCAGACUGUUCCACAUUGUAUCGCACGAAGGCACAAAUCUUCCGGCCAGAAAAACUAUGAAGACCCCUUAGUUCUGAGACGAGAGAGGCAGCAUGCUGAUAUAAAAUCCCAGGAGAAAAUAGGAAUCAGACAAGCAGAGGAUGCCAUAAAGCUUAGACCUACCAUAGAUGGAUCACCCAGGAUUCCUACUUCAUUUAAACAGUUGGCAUCACAUAAUAGCAGUGUUCAAGCCAUUCAAUCUGAUGUACUCUCUCAGGUAAAAUGGACAGCAACUGAAUAUAAACCAGAGUACCUUGUUGGAGAAGAGGCAUUGUAUGUAAAACCCAGUGACCAGUAUGAUCUACAUUGGCCGCUCCGUCGUGGUUGUUUCAACAUACAUGAAGGUCAUAAUGGGACCCCGACCUCAGUCAUACAAGACAUGGAACAUAUAUGGGGGCAUGUUAUAUCAAACUUAUUAGAUAUACCUCUUAAAGAUCUCAGACAUUACAGAGCCGUUCUUUUAAUUCCCGACAUCUAUAACAGGGACGAUGUUAGUAAGCUCAUGACAUUAUUAUUGGAAAGACUUGGAUUUGGAGCUGCAAUUUUUCACCAGGAAUCUGUCUGUGCGAUAUUUGGUGCGGGUGUUCCCAGUGCGUGUGUGGUUGAUGUCGGAGCACAGAAAACAUCUGUUUGUUGCGUCGAUGAUGGGCUGUCACAAAGAAACUCACGGGUGACCAUGGAGUAUGGAGGUUGCGACAUAGAUUGGGCUUUCCAUCGGCUUCUACAAAUGUCUGCAUUUCCUUAUAAGGAGUGUCGUCUUGGCAACCGGCUCGAUGCCCUCAUGAUGCAGGAACUGAAAGAAUCUCACUGUCACAUGGAUCAGAAUACACAAGGUGUACUGGAUGCCACAAUUCACGUAAAGCAACCAUCGAAAAAGAUCACGAAAUAUAGCGUUAAGUUCGGAGAUGAGAGAAUAUUGGCUCCUAUGGGGCUGUUUUAUCCUGAUAUGUUUGGCAUACAAGGGAAAAAUCUUAAACGUGUGCAUCAAAGGAACCAGGGGCAAUCUUCUGAUCCUCUUGAUGAAAAUUAUCUUAUACAGACUCAGAGCAAACAAGAACAGUCUGCCAAGUUAGUUGCUGCGAGAAAAAAGGCAGAACAGGCUAACCAGAAUGUGUCAGAAACUCCAGGAGAAUUGGAAGACUCUCGUCUUGACGCCAUGGAUGAAGAUUCAAAUGAAGCUACAGAUUCACAGGACAUCUCUAUUGCUGGUAAUAAGACUUUGGCUGAGGAAAAUGAAAAAGAUGAUACCUCCGCAUUAUUGGGUUUAGAUGAUGCAAUUCUAUGGAGUAUAGAUAGAUGUAGUUCAGAUGAAAUGAAAAAGAAAAUGUACAGCUGUAUUGUAGUGGUUGGUGGGGGUCUUAAUUUUGAAGGAUCUCAAGCAUGGUUACAAUACAGAAUUUGGACGAAGAUGCCUGCUCAUUAUAGAAUCCAACUUGAAACUAUGGAUGUCAUCACAAAAGCAAAGGAUAUGGAGCCUCAAUUAACAUGUUGGAAGGGAGCAACUAUUAUGUGUUGCUGUGAUACGGCACAUGAACUGUGGAUCAAACGAAGAGAAUGGGAAAAAGAUGGCGUGAAAGUUUUACGCGAAAGAACUCCUUUUGUUUGGUGAACUCAAUUCGUAGAACUCAAUUCUGUAUUUAUGUGCUUGAGUUAUCAUUGAACUCAAUACAUUUCAUCGUGGACUCAAACGUAGGAUUGGACACUGUAUUUUAGUGCUUGAGCACUUGGUGAAACCAAUACACUUAAUAGUGGACUCAUGAGAUGGAAUGCUUUUAUGACUGAGUCAGAGUACAUGAUGAACUUAAUACUUGCUUUGCAUUGUUAAUAUACAUGUAACAUGUGACCACAAAUAUUUUGUACUGAAUUAAGAAAAUUAGAGAAAAAUAAACAUAAUAUAAUUGAGACUUCAUUGAGAUUUCA
Owenia fusiformis is the source of this 2199-nucleotide messenger RNA. Lineage: Eukaryota; Metazoa; Annelida; Polychaeta; Sabellida; Oweniidae. The record is from the annotation of a GenBank genome assembly.